Molecule: messenger RNA, 606 nt
Organism: Babesia bigemina
Lineage: Eukaryota; Apicomplexa; Aconoidasida; Piroplasmida; Babesiidae
Exons: 2
Coding region: 1-606 (201 amino acids)
Source: RefSeq, a predicted model, not a curated record
AUGACCUUACGUUGGUUGCUGGAGCACGUGUCCGGUCUGGUGGAGCGGCGUUGCGUACACUUCAGCAAGCCGGCGCCUAACUGCGAAUCCUCGCGUGACCCGCCUCGUCGGUUCUGUCGCGGCGGUCUGCGUCACCACGGAGAGUGGAUCAGCACGUGUGCCCUGAUCAGCCGUACGCUGCGCGCUGAGGGCAUGCGCUGCGACGUGUUCUAUUCUACGGAGACCGGCAGGAGAUUUGUGCGUGCGCUGGAGAGCCGUCUGUGCAGCCUUAACGCGCAGCAGCUUUUCCAGGUGCUUCUGGCAGGUCGGAAGUUUGAGGCACCGAUCGAGUGUGUCGUACUUAGAGAACUACUGCCUCAGUUGUCCAGGUUGGACACGGUGAGCGUACUGCGCCUACCCACUCUGGUUGCAUCACGCGAUCCUGCCUUGUGGCGUGUGUUGUGGCAGGUGAGACGCAUAUUAAGAGUUUCAAGUGUCGUAGGAGCUGGAUUCUCGUCAGAUCGGUGUCAAAAGUGGCUCCGGAGCCCUGGUCCGAGUGGAGACCCAUCUGCUCGAGUCGUUGAGGUAUGGCGCCGCCAAAUAAAUGUACAGCUAAAUAAUUACUGA